This is a messenger RNA of Dacryopinax primogenitus, 1097 nucleotides long. RefSeq lists its product as uncharacterized. The record is from RefSeq and is a predicted model, not a curated record. The transcript has 2 exons. Gene Ontology annotation, molecular function: oxidoreductase activity, acting on paired donors, with incorporation or reduction of molecular oxygen; monooxygenase activity; heme binding. NCBI's taxonomy places the organism in Eukaryota, Fungi, Basidiomycota, Dacrymycetes, Dacrymycetales, Dacrymycetaceae. The coding region runs from base 304 to 792 and encodes 162 amino acids.
GGGAUAACAGGUGACAGACCUCCCUUUAUCAAGGUAUGGUUCUAUCGGAUAGAUCGCUUUCAUGCCCAGAAUUGACGAUCCCGAGGGUGCCGAUUUCUAUUUUCGAAGGAAGUUCCUUGCCUUGGACAACCUCGAUCUCCGGCGAGUACUUUCUCCUUCUCUAGAUACUGAUGACUCAUUGAGAUCUUAGAUGGCGAGCCAAACGUCGAGCAAUCCAUGCCAAGUUAGUAGCGCUUGUUUGAUUGUCACAUUCGCUGAUGGAUCGACAGUCUCAACGUCCACGCCGCGGCACGUUUCAACCCGAUGCAGGAGAACGAGGCCGCGACUCUUGCCUUUGGACUGUUGCACCAUCCGGAAAUAUCGUUUGUACAACACACGCGGCGGUUCUCCGCUUCGGUGAUCUUUCAGUGCUUGUAUGGUGGCGAGGCUAUCCCGCUCACUGGAAUCGAUCGGAGCAAGCGAAUGUCAGAGUUCACCGAACAAAUAGGCCGUACCCUGCAACCGCAAAAGAGUGUGGUGGACAUGUUUCCCUUCCUCAAACCAGUGAUCUGGACUGUAAAGUGGUUGAGGAAGGAAGCCGAUGAAUGGCACGACGAGGUGGAAGCCGAGGCGACCCAAUUGUGGGAGUCGGCGGCGCCAUCAGAUGUGAGGUUUAUGUCGGCGCAGACCUGUAUUCGAGUGAUAUGGAUAAGUAUGGUCUCCCAAAAACACAGGCGGUGUGGAAUACUUUCGCUUUGUUGUACGUCAUCGUCAUCGUAUUGCGAGAUCAAUAUUAACGCUCGAGAAGCUUGACAGGACAGGAAACGACGGACGUGACAUUGCAGGUGUGUGUUCUGGCGAUGCUUCACCAUCCUCAAGUAGUGCAAACAGCUCAAAAUCAAUUAGACUCUGUCUGUGGAGACCGUCCUCCCACAUUUGACGACAGAGAUAGUUUGCCGUAUAUCGUUGCUAUUGUGAAAGAAAUGUUGCGAUGGAGAGUGAUAUCUCCGCUGGGUGUCCCUCACAAAGCAUCCGAGGUAUGGAGUAAAUGCGCGACCCCAGAAAACGUCUUGAAUGUUUUGAUGUGUAGGAUUUCGAGUACCGGGGAUACGUGAUUC